Messenger RNA from Mizuhopecten yessoensis (Yesso scallop), 4203 nucleotides. Its product is annotated as protein 4.1 homolog. The transcript has 28 exons. Gene Ontology annotation, cellular component: cytoskeleton. The record is from RefSeq and is a predicted model, not a curated record. Bases 11 to 3784 code for a protein of 1257 amino acids. NCBI's taxonomy places the organism in Eukaryota, Metazoa, Mollusca, Bivalvia, Pectinida, Pectinidae.
UACAGACAGUAUGUCAAAUUCCUUUAGAUUCUCAAGACUUCUCCCGCGGUUUCUGAGAAGUGAUAAAGGAAAAUCUAAUUCUAAUGCUGACUGGGAAUACUCUGGCGACAAACCAAAAGAUGGACAUGUUUGUAAAGUAUUGUUCUUAGAUGACACCGAGAUACUGCUCCCUUUUAAGGGAAGUUCCAAGGGAUCGGUACUGCUGGACGAAGUGUACGGUCACCUGAACCUGGUGGAGAAGGACUACUUCGGCUUGAGAUACCUCGACACUUCUGAUCAAACUCAUUGGCUAGAUAACCAGAAAAGCCUGUCAUCACAGCUUAAAGGAUGUUCCAUACCAUACCUGUUGUACUUUGGUGUGAAGUUCUACCCGGUGGAUCCCUGCAAACUCAAAGAGGAAAUUACAAGGUACCAGUUUUACCUGCAGGUGAAACGUGACAUUGUUCAAGGUCGCCUCCCGGUGACCUUUGAAGAAGCUGCUGAACUCUUCGCUUAUGCCGUACAAUCUGAGCUAGGAGACUAUGGUCAGCGACUGGUACCAGGUUAUGUGUCAGAGUUUCGAUUUGUGCCAAACCAGACGGAGGAAUUAGAGGACACUAUAUCAGCCUUACACAAACGACUGAGCGGCCUUCGGCCUUACCAAGCAGAAGCCAAGUUCCUUGACAAGGUGAAAUGGCUGGAUAUGUACGGUGUCGACCUUCACCCCGUAAUGGGCGAGAGCAACACGGAGUACUUCCUGGGACUUACGCCGAUGGGUAUCGUGGUUUACAAGAACAAGACGAAAGUGGGCAACUACUUCUGGCCGAGAAUCAACAAGGUCACCUUCAAAGGAAAAAUAUUCAUCAUCAAAGUCAAAGACAAAAAUAAUGAUGAGCAUACUUAUGCAUUUGAGUUGAUGAGUAAACUCGCCUGUAAACACCUGUGGAAGUGCUGCGUGGAACAUCAUGCUUUCUUCAGACUAAGGCAGGCCAGUGACUCCUAUGCUAGGUCAGACUACAGUUAUAGACCUACCUCCCGUAGUCGGCGCGCCAGUGGUCGCCAUGAGAGACUUAGUCAAACAGAAAAUGACCGAAGACAGCCCAAUGUCAAUCGGGUAGCAAGUAAACGACAUCAACGCAGGACCUCAUCAGACUCCAGACUCAGUGCCCAUGGGGAAGGCAUGCCACACAUGGCGGGUAUAACAGUCAACCGUAUAGCGAUACCUCCCCCGGACAAAAGCACCAGACACAACAGGAGUCUGCCGGACUUACAGAAGGGCUCCCCUAAGAGUACUCGCUCGGCUCCCUGGGAAACCGAUGUGGAGGCGGGUCUGUAUACAUCAGGGAGAGACUCGCCAACAUCUAUGUACAGUGACGCCACAAGAUCCUAUCACAGACGAGUCGGGCCGCCAAGUGAUACAGAAAGUGGAUACCGCCGGAAACAUAUGUACUUCCCCAACAGAAAAGGAUCGGACAAUGAAAGCGAUGUUUCAUUCUCACGUCGUAGAAGGAGAGAUGGGGACAGUGGCAGCGAGUCUGAUGUAUCUCCGACACGUCCCAACCACCGUCGACCCAAGAGUUCCGCUGACGACUGGUUUGAAAGUCAAUGGAAAGAAGCCAUGGAAGGGAUGUAUAUUCCCAACAAAGAAAAUAUGCCGAUAGGUGGUGGCUCAUCAGUACAUUCUGCACCUACGGAGGAAUUUGCUGCCAAGCGACGACGACGACGGCGCAGUAAAUCUCCUGCUAAUAAAAAACCUCCGGAGGAAUUACAGCAACAUUUCAACUAUGAUCUGGUGGAUACAGAGGGUAUGACAGAGGCAGAACUACAGGACAUACCAUUCGUCCAAGUCGAGACAAAGGCAGAGCCAUUCCGUGUGAAAUAUUCUCCCAAAACACGACAGCGAUACCGAUCCCCAAAGAGGAAAAGUACUGGUGACAUUGAUCCUGAUCCUAGAUUGGGAAUCCAUCUGACCAAUGGAGAUUAUGCACUGCCUUCCUACCCCAGCAAUAAUACUCAGACCCCAGAGUCCAUACGACAAAGUUACUACAGCGAUACCAACAGUAACUACAAACACAAAAGUCAGAAUGACAGAUAUAACCAGCAGCCAGACAGACAGCUGCCGAACCGUCCUGGGACAGACAAACAGCCUUCAAGGCCAGGCAUGGACCACACAAAGCCUCGCUUUGACUACCUAUCCCAGGAUGGCAUAUCUCUAAACUCCCACGACACUUUGCGGAGCCGGGAUUUUGACUCCACUACCAUCAGCUCUGAGCAGGCAUCACUUGGCGUUUCCCUUGACGACAGUAGGAACGGUGUUGACCAAAGAUUUGAAAGCAGGAUGGAAAACGUAAGAGGAUCUAACAGAUACAGUGAUAAAACAGAUGACAGAAGAGCUGACCAGUCCAGACAGAAUGACAGGCCCAUCUCUAAUGACCAGAGCAGGGGUGAUAGGUCAAGGUCAAAUGAUCAAGAUAGGUCAAGGUCAAAUGAUCAAGAUAGGUCAAGGUCCAAUGAUCAAGACAGGUCAAGGUCCAAUGAUCAAGAUAGGUCAAGGUCAAAUGAUCAAGAUAGGUCAAGGUCCAAUGAUCAAGAUAGGUUAAGGUCAAAUGGUCAAGUACAACGCCCCAUGGCAACUCCGUCCAAUGAAUCCAGUCAGAUGCGGAAUGACCACAGAUAUCAAGGUCAGCCAAGGUCAUAUAACCCAGAGUCAAGGUCAAGUGAGCUCCCAAGGUCAUAUGAACGAGGAAGGUCUGAUAAACCUGUUCAAUACCAGCUGCGCAGCUCACAGCGUAAUCAUAACAAAGGGCGGGUAACUCCGUCCAGCAAUGUCCCCCCUGAGGAGGAGGGAGAUCAGCCACAGGAAGUUAAGGAGGAGGUUCAGGAGGGGGAGUGCAAUAUUGAGGAGGAGGCGGCUGAGGUUGUUGAUGUGUUUGAUGAGGAGACGGGGUCAAGACAGGCGAGAGGCCCGCCCCCUCUGCCUCAGAGGGACCACACCAGUACCUACACUCCAACAAGGGUAGAUCCCAGGAAUCAGAUAAGGGUGAGCUCGGCUCCUAGGAGCCAGUCAAGAAUGACCCCCGACACCAGGGAACAGGCCCCAACGAACUCUGGCCCCAGGCCCCAGGGAAGAAUAAACCCUGGUCCUCAGGGACAACCAGGUAUGAUCUCUGACUCAAGGAGCAACAGAGGAAUGAACUAUGACUCACCUAAUCAGGGAAGACAGAACGCUAGUCCUCAUAGUGCUCCAAAGAUGAAUGGUACAGUACACAACCAGGCAGUAUCAACCUCUACAAAUAAUACAACUCCCACAAGGGGUAGAGUGGGAUAUUCCAGUGUUCAGGACCGCCCCUUGCCCCACCCCCCAGUCAGUGUUCAGAACUCUCCUGCGGGAAACAGCCGGUCGUUUGUCACCAGUGACAGCAUCAAGAAGCUGUACAGCACUCCUCCAGACAAGCGCUUGUAUGCCACACAGGACGGUAUACGCCGGCUCUACAACCAAGACACCCCACCCAGUAAGGGGGUGUCCACUGGUGGUGUGUCGUCAGUAGGCAUGUCUACGGGGCGAAACCAGAACAUCCUCACCCCACUCUCCCAAAAUAUAAGUUCACAAAACUCUCAAAAUUACAACUAUAAUCAUUCUCCUGACAAAUCUGUACAGUAUGCGAGUUACUCAAGGGCAACCAACCGUGUGGGUGAUGCACGUGUUAACCGGGGCAUGACCACACAGAACAUGAUUGACAAGAGUGUGAUACCUCGGACAGUGUUAGACCCUGGUCAUAAUCGUGAUCUGUGGACGGAGAUUUGAGUGCAACUUGGAUCUGAGGCGUCUUAGUGUCUGAAACACGUCAUAUUUCCUCUUGUUUUUCAUUUAAAAUGGACAAAAGAGGAAAAAAGUGUGAUUAGAAGAUAUCAGACGUAAAACCUUUUGAGGAGCAGUUAGUUCCUAUAGGUUCUGUAUAAACACCCUCGCUGUCAGCUGAUCAUGUCCUCAGGCUUUGUCUCUGAUCAAUUUUCAAAUUAAUUUUACGUAAGCCUUCCAUUGGAAGUACAGACUCGUUGUAUAUGAAGUACUGUCGAAAAUACAGCAUGUCGAAAAUACAGCAUGUCGAAAAUACAGCCUGUCGACAGGUGUCCACUACAUAGUCCACGUGUUUUAACAUACCUCUGGUAAAAUGUUUGUGUUAUCAUAUACAAGGGAAGUAAGUACAUCAGAUAUGAAAUGUU